ACAGCACACAGACACAUGAACAUCUUCAACACCCCCAACAACUCCAACAGCAUCCCUGGCUUCAUCCUCAUCGGCUUUCCUUGCACCAGGGAGGGUCAGAUUCUCCUCUUUGUGCUCUUCCUUAUUGUCUACUGUCUGACCCUCCUGGGGAAUGGUUCUAUCGUAUGUGCUGUGCGCUGGGAUCAGAGACUCCACACGCCCAUGUACAUCCUACUCGCCAACUUCUCCUUCCUGGAAAUCUGGUAUGUCAACUCCACUGUCCCCAACAUGUUGGCCAACUUCCUCUCUGAGACCAAGGUCAUCUCCUUCUCUGGGUGCUUUCUCCAGUUCUACUUUUUCUUCUCCCUGGGUUCUACAGAAUGCUUUUUCUUGGCAGUUAUGGCAUUUGAUCGAUAUCUUGCCAUCUGCCGGCCUCUACACUAUCCAACCAUUAUGACUGGACGUCUCUACACCAAUCUUGUAGUCACCUGCUGGGUGCUUGGUUUUCUCUGGUUCCUGAUUCCUAUCAGCAUCAUCUCCCAGAUGUCCUUCUGCGGAUCUCGGAUUAUUGACCACUUCCUAUGUGACCCCGCCCCCCUGCUAGCCCUCACUUGCAAAAAAGCUCCUGUGCUAGAGCUUCUCUUCUCCACCUUGAGUCCUCUGCCCCUCAUUAUUCCCUUUGUCUUCAUCAUGGGGUCCUACACCCUAGUCCUACAAGCCGUUUUAAGGGUCCCUUCAGCAGCUGGACGAAGAAAAGCCUUUUCUACCUGUGGGUCUCAUCUGGCUGUUGUUUCGCUGUUCUAUGGCUCAGUACUUGUCAUGUAUGGGAGUCCUACGUCUGAGCAUGAAGCUGGAAUGCAGAAGAUUGUGACUCUGUUUUAUUCUGUAAUAACCCCACUCCUUAACCCUGUGAUAUACAGCCUUAGAAAUAAAGAUAUGAAAAGGGCCUUACAGAAAAUUCUGGGAAUAUUAAAAUAG
Molecule: messenger RNA, 957 nt
Organism: Echinops telfairi (small Madagascar hedgehog)
Lineage: Eukaryota; Metazoa; Chordata; Mammalia; Afrosoricida; Tenrecidae
Product: olfactory receptor 11G2-like
Exons: 1
Coding region: 16-957 (313 amino acids)
Biological process (GO): G protein-coupled receptor signaling pathway
Cellular component (GO): membrane
Molecular function (GO): olfactory receptor activity; G protein-coupled receptor activity
Source: RefSeq, a predicted model, not a curated record